This is a messenger RNA of Cooperia oncophora, 435 nucleotides long. NCBI's taxonomy places the organism in Eukaryota, Metazoa, Nematoda, Chromadorea, Rhabditida, Trichostrongylidae. The record is from the annotation of a GenBank genome assembly.
AUGGAAGAAAUAGAGCGACCGCCUGGGAUACUUGCCAAUGCGCUCUGGGAAAUACGAAACGGCAAGAUUCCACAGAAUCCACCACCACACGUUCCGCGGAGAGCUCGAUCAAUGGAGUCGAGACGAGGUAUACUGGCUGUAGGACUUAGGGAAAUGCGAAGAGACCUCAAAGAUUUGGAAGCUGACAGGACACAACUGAGUACCCGCACUGGUAUCCUGGGAACAGCGCUUGAAGAGAUAAAAUCGAUUCCUUAUGAAAGAACUCGCAUGGAGGAAAUGCUCCGUCCUAAAUCGGCAAAUUACCAAGGAAUGAUCGGUUUGCUCCUGGAAACCAGAGAUGAAAUCGAAUAUGAGAAGCUGGGACUCAAGGUUGCGGGGAAAGCUGAUUUUGAAAGGAUAGUGGUUCUCUAUGAGCGAAAUUAUUUUAGGGUUUGA